Molecule: messenger RNA, 1735 nt
Organism: Megalobrama amblycephala (Wuchang bream)
Lineage: Eukaryota; Metazoa; Chordata; Actinopteri; Cypriniformes; Xenocyprididae
Gene: aktip
Product: akt interacting protein
Exons: 10
Coding region: 220-1005 (261 amino acids)
Source: RefSeq, a predicted model, not a curated record
GGUCUGACAUGAUAAACAGGGAAAAGCACCAAUAGAAUCUGCCGCGAGUCUCUAUAAGCCAAUGACAGAACACGAAUCCAUUCUGUACCGUCAGUCAACAGGGAGGGUGGAUACUACGUGUUUUAAAAACGUGUGAAAUGUCCUGAGUUUAAGCACGCAAAUUCUUCGGAUGCCACCAAAAAGUGGAAAAGCAUUCACCUAUCAAGAGCUCAAUGAGUAAUGAACCCAUUCUGGAGCAUGUCGACAAACGCUGGUCGUAAGAGAUCUGACAGUGAAGAGCAGAGUGGUCCAGGGGAGCAGAGAGCCAGUCCAGCUCGUCCUUCGUUUAGUAAGAAGCAGCUUCCCUCCAUCCCGAAGAAUGCCAUCCCCAUCACUAAAGCUGCUUCUCCGGCCUCCUCUACACAGUCUGCCAAUGGCACCCAUGCCUCGUACGGCCCUUUCUACCUGGAGUACUCGCUUCUGGCUGAGUUCACAUUGGUGAUCAAGCAGAAGCUCCCUGGUAUCUAUGUACAGCCUUCAUACAGAUCAGCACUGAUGUGGUUUGGAGUGAUUUUCAUUCGACAUGGCUUGUACCAAGACGGUGUGUUUAAGUUCACCGUCUACAUUCCUGAUAACUACCCAGAUGGAGACUGUCCUAGGGUGGUUUUUGACACCCCAGUUUUCCACCCCUUAGUGGACCCGGUCUCUGGCGAGCUAGAUGUGAGGAGAGCUUUCACCAAAUGGAGACGAAACCACAACCAUAUCUGGCAGGUCCUUAUGUACGCCCGCACAAUCUUCUAUAAGAUCAACACCAUGGAUCCGCUCAACCCAGAGGCUGCUGUGCUGUAUGACAAAGACAUCCAGCUCUUCAAAAGCAAGGUGGUAGACAGUGUCAAGCUAUGCAAUAGUCACCUGUUCGAUCAGCCCAAGAUCGAUGACCCUUAUGCAAUAAGCUUCUCUCCGUGGAAUCCAGCGGUGCAUGAAGAGGCGAAAGAGAAGAUGUUUGCACAUAAAGUGAGUGUGUGACGCUCCCCUGACUGCUCCCCACAACCAACGGCGGCCAGAGGAUUACAACAAAGGACUGCCGGUGUCUGGGCUGUCUUGGGUGAAGCCUGGUUCCACUCAGCCUUUCAGCAAAGAGGACAACCCCCUUCAGACGUGAAACUUCAGUGCUUCUGUCUGUCCACCAGGAGGGGCGCUAUGCUACUGUGGCUGCGCCGAACCACAUGUAUAGAAUUCUGAUGCAGUUCUAUGAACUUCAUCUUCAUUCGCAAAACCCUUGCUCAGCUUUAAAAGAAAAUCAUUUUAAACUGCUAUAAUAGCUUCAGAACUAUAGACAUGUUCCCGGUAUAGAUCUAAAGACCCCACUCGUUCAUUUCAACGCUGAGGCUUGAAUGCACAGAUGGCACCGAGAUGGUUCUAGUCAAUAAUGUUACUUGCACAUGUUUUCAGGCACAACAAACCACCUCACGUAUUUGUGUAGAUCAUGCUCUUCUAAAUGACAAACUUGGUUUUCUAACAAAUAAUUUGAUAGAUUUGAUACAUUUUCCUUUGUUUUCCUUUCCCUACAAACUUGGUUAAUAGUUUUAAUGUCAAACAUAAUUUAGCUGACUGGGACAUGCAUUUUUUUGCGCUUUGAUGUAUUGGGUUGAGGUUUUUUGUGUGUGUGUGUGUGUGUGUGUGUGUGUGUGUGUGUGUGUGUGUGUGUGUGUGUGUGUGUGUGUGUGUGUGUGUGUGUGUGUGUGUGUGUGUGUGU